Molecule: messenger RNA, 1290 nt
Organism: Heterocephalus glaber (naked mole-rat)
Lineage: Eukaryota; Metazoa; Chordata; Mammalia; Rodentia; Bathyergidae
Source: RefSeq, a predicted model, not a curated record
CUUGGCCUGUUCUCCCCCUUCCCUGCAGAUGGCUUGGCCUCCUCUCGGGUCCGCCUGUACUUCUUCAUCUCCAAUGAAGGCAAUCAGAACCUGUUUGUGGUGCAGGCCAGCCUGUGGCUUUACCUGAAGCUCCUGCCGUAUGUCCUGGAGAAGGGCAGCCGGCGGAAGGUUCGAGUCAAAAUAUACUUCCAGGAGCAGGGCCAUGGUGACAGGUGGAAUGUGGUGGAGAAGAAGGUGGACCUCAAGCGCAGUGGCUGGCACACCUUCCCACUCACAGAGGCCAUACAGGCCCUAUUUGAGCGAGGCGAGCGGAGGCUCAACCUGGACGUGCAGUGUGACAGCUGCCAGGAGCUGGCCGUGGUGCCAGUGUUUGUGGACCCAGGCGAGGAGUCACACCGGCCCUUCGUGGUGGUGCAGGCCCGGCUAGGGGACAGCAGGCACCGCAUUCGCAAGCGGGGCCUGGAGUGUGAUGGCCGGACCAACCUCUGUUGCAGGCAACAGUUCUUCAUCGACUUCCGGCUCAUUGGCUGGAAUGACUGGAUCAUUGCACCCACUGGCUACUACGGGAACUACUGCGAGGGCAGCUGCCCAGCCUACCUGGCAGGGGUCCCAGGCUCUGCCUCCUCCUUCCAUACAGCGGUGGUGAACCAGUACCGCAUGCGGGGCCUGAACCCUGGCCCUGUGAACUCCUGUUGCAUCCCCACCAAGCUGAGCUCCAUGUCCAUGCUCUACUUCGAUGAUGAGUACAACAUCGUCAAGCGAGAUGUGCCCAACAUGAUUGUCGAGGAAUGUGGCUGUGCCUGACAGUGGCGGGCAGGGAAGCAGAGGAGGUGCUGCUCAGGGGACAGAGCCCCCUGUGGGGGCAGGAGGUGCAUAGUGGGCUGAGCAUGCUCAUUCCAUCGGGCUGCAGAGAGAAUGUCAGGGUGGGGCUCAAAUGCAUUUUCUGCUACUUUGUAGUGCAGCCAGUCAAAACCAGAGGAUGAGCCCUCGACCAACAUGAGACUUUCAAAUGCACAUGUAGACACGCACAACCAGAUGCAUCCUGCCAUCCACACAGCAGCCUCCAGGAUACCAGCAAAUGGAUGUGGAGACAAAUGGCAGCUUAGCUACCAAUGCCUGUCAGUUGGAGAGAAUGGGGUGAGCAGCCACCAUUCCCACCAGCUGGCCUGGCCACUCUGAAUUGCGCCUUCUGAGCACACAUAAAAGCACAAAGACAGAGACACAGAGAGGGAGGGAGAGAGAGAAAGAGAGAGGGAGAGAGAGAGAGAGAGAGAGAGAGAGAGAGAGAGA